Molecule: messenger RNA, 792 nt
Organism: Brassica napus (rape)
Lineage: Eukaryota; Viridiplantae; Streptophyta; Magnoliopsida; Brassicales; Brassicaceae
Product: putative clathrin assembly protein At5g57200
Exons: 8
Coding region: 1-792 (263 amino acids)
Biological process (GO): clathrin-dependent endocytosis; vesicle budding from membrane; clathrin coat assembly
Cellular component (GO): clathrin-coated vesicle; clathrin-coated pit
Molecular function (GO): SNARE binding; phosphatidylinositol-4,5-bisphosphate binding; 1-phosphatidylinositol binding
Source: RefSeq, a predicted model, not a curated record
AUGUUAAUAGUCAUUCACAGAACUUUAAGAGAAGGUGAUCCUACGUUCAGAGAAGAGCUUCUAAACUACUCUCACAGAAGACACACUCUCAGAAUCUCUAACUUCAAAGACGACACAAGUCCUCUUGCUUGGGAUUGCUCUGGUUGGGUUAGAACAUACGCGCUUUUUCUUGAAGAGCGGCUUGAAUGUUAUCGCGUCUUAAAGUAUGAUAUAGAGGCAGAGCGUUUGCCAAAAGCUUCAGGUGCAGCUUCCAGGACGCAUAGGACAAGGAUGUUGUCUGGUGAAGAUCUGUUAGAACAGUUACCUGCUUUGCAACAGCUUCUUUUCCGGCUUAUCGGAUGUCAAAGAAGAUAUCUUCCUUAUUUGUUUUCAGUUUUGCAGCCUGAAGGAGCAGCUUAUAGCAACUAUCUAAUCCAUUAUGCUCUUGCUUUGGUGCUUAAAGAAAGCUUCAAAAUCUAUUGUGCUAUCAAUGAUGGAAUCAUUAACCUUGUUGACAUGUUCUUUGAGAUGACAAGGCAUGAUGCAGUUAAAGCUCUAAACAUAUACAAUCGGGCUGGUCAACAGGCUGAGAAUCUUGCUGAGUUUUAUGAUUACUGCAAAGGGCUAGAGCUCGCUAGGAAUUUUCAGUUCCCAACAUUAAGACAGAUCUUGUUUCAGCCUCCUCCAUCGUUUCUUGCAACAAUGGAAGAGUACAUUAAAGAAGCACCUCAGAGUGGUUCUGUACAGAAAAAGCUGGUUAUCCUUAUCUAUAGGAUUCCCUUUCCUAAUACUCCCCCUCAGGUUGGAGAGUGA